AUGAGCGCGAACUACUCCAUCGGUUUUAUUCUUCUGGUGAUGUUUGUGUAUGACAUUCAUCUCUCGUUUGUGACCGCCUUUUUUACACCCUCCUCCCCUUCCCUUUCUUUUCAAUAUCAUCCCAUUUACCCCAUUCCACUUUACCCCGCCCCACUUUCCGCUUCACGCUUCAGCACAACGCAACGUUCUUCUUUUGCCCGUCUCUCUCGUAUGCACAACCCGCGCAGCUCAGACGGUGUCUCAUCGAAGUCUCGCUUGUUUUUUUUUUUUGGCCUUUCGUCUCUUUUGCGCUUUUGCGCUUCUGGAUUUCUUGUACCAUACAGAGAAAAAGGAAGAAAAGCCAAUUAUUGUUUCACCACCCACCCUCUAUCGCAAUCCAAUCCAAUUCCCCUCAUGUUUUUCAAUAUUUCUUCUGUCUCCUCUAACACAACCACACACUCCUUACCGGUUUCUCUUUUCAUCGUCUACAACACCGCUGCAUCCCGGGGAAGGAACCUAGGCCCUUUAUCAUUUCCUCACUCAAUAUCCACGCUUUGCAUGCACGCAUUUUUCUUCUCUUCUUCCUUCCAUUCCUUUCUUUUCUCUCUGGUAGCUUGGACCCCCGGUUGCGUCUUUGUGCUCAUAUUCUGA
This is a messenger RNA of Somion occarium, 630 nucleotides long. The record is from the annotation of a GenBank genome assembly. Lineage: Eukaryota; Fungi; Basidiomycota; Agaricomycetes; Polyporales; Cerrenaceae.